Messenger RNA from Lolium rigidum, 255 nucleotides. RefSeq lists its product as uncharacterized. The record is from RefSeq and is a predicted model, not a curated record. NCBI's taxonomy places the organism in Eukaryota, Viridiplantae, Streptophyta, Magnoliopsida, Poales, Poaceae. The transcript has a single exon. Bases 1 to 255 code for a protein of 84 amino acids.
AUGGCAUCGGCGGCGAGCAGGAAGGCACCGUCGCUGGUGGUGGCGGCGAGCGUGGGCGCCGUGGAGGCGCUCAAGGACCAGGCGGGCCUCUGCCGCUGGGGCUACCCGCUCCGCUCGCUCUACCGCAGCGCCGCCGCCGCGCCCACCGUCCGCGCGCUAUCCGCCUCGCUCCGUGAGGCCCGGUCGGCGUCGUCGGCGGCGGAGGACACGAAGCUGCGCAAGACCCACCACCUCGUCUGCUGGGGGCCCAACUGA